Chironomus riparius is the source of this 4329-nucleotide messenger RNA. The record is from the annotation of a GenBank genome assembly. NCBI's taxonomy places the organism in Eukaryota, Metazoa, Arthropoda, Insecta, Diptera, Chironomidae.
CCCCCCCCCCCCCCCCUGGACAUCAUAAGUGAACUGCCUGUUAUCUUAAAAGGUUUUCAGUUCCUCGUCCUUAUUUGAAUUGUUUUGAUUUUUAAUCCCACUUGACUGAUCAUGCAAUAAACACUGGGACUUACAACAAUUGAUAAUUUCUUUUAUUUCACUAGACAGACACAAAAAUAUUUUAAAAUUCAAAAUCUUGACGCGAAAACAUCAAUUUUUAUAGCAAUUCAUUAAAAGAAAACAUUUCCCAUUUAAAAUAGAAGGUAAACAAGUCAUUCAUAUUUAAACAUCAGAACUGGAUUUGCAAAAAAUUCACUGCAAAUGUCUCGAACAUAUUAAGAAAAUGCAUAGCAAAAUAAUACUUAUAAGAAAAGUGUAAUAUCGUGUAAAUUGCUACAGGAGAAUAAAUCUACACAAAAGAGAUUUUGCUUCUGUCAAAGAAAUCUCUGUUAAUUGUAAUGAUGCAACUUGGCAAAUUUUUUGACAGAAUUAAUAAUAAUAAUAAUAAUAAUAAUGAAUAUGUUUAUGGUGAGAAUCUAACAAUUGACAAUAAAUUAUCACUGAGAAUGAAAAAUGAAGAACACUUUGAUAAAAUCGACACUAAUUAUCAUGUGAAAUACAAAAAUAUAUCUGUUUAUGAUAAUGAAAUUAAUAUUAUUAAGACGACUAAAAAGCAAAAUAAGGUGCAACAAAAGUUAAUGAAAAACAAUAGAACAACAAUCAUUGAGACAUCCACAAUUAUUCCAAGACAAGACUUUGAAUCGUUAGUAUCGUAUGGAAAUUUUAAUACAUCUAUAAACAGUGAGAAAGAGUCUCCACUUGAUACUUCCAUACAUUCGAGUUCGAAUGGUUUCUUUAAAUUAAUAUUUUUCAUAUCAAUAAUUUUCAUAAUACUUCUACUAAUCGCAAGUAUUAUUUACAUUUGGGCGAUAAAGAGAUAUUCAACAAAUUUGGAACACAUUAAUAGAAGAUUGCCAGAAGUUGAUCACAAUCUUCUAAACCAUUCAAUAUUAGAUCUUGAAGCACUAAUGCUAUCUGUGCAGAAUUUGGGGUGUGCUGGAAUGGAAAGACUCGGGAAUCCGCCCAGCAGUAACUCAAUGUUAGCGAGUCUUCCAUCUCAGCGAGAUAACAGAAGUAUUCGACAUUCUUCAAUUCCAGUAAUGCAACAUGAUCUCAUAAACUCAACAAAUGGAGAAUCACAGAGUUUUUUUAAAGAAUCAAAAUCACAACAACUCACUUCAGGGAUCAAAUAUUCAAGUCAUAAUAACUGUUAUACGAAUUGUAUAGUCAGAAGUAAUUGUCAAAUGCCACAUAUUCCACGGCCUGAUGGAGAUUUUGGUCGCGAUACGCUUUCAAAUCAUCAGUAUCAUGCUGAAACCACGAGAAGUUACAUUCAAGCACCUCCGAAUAAGUCAAUAGAGGAUGUACCGGAUGCAUCGAUGACAUCGCAUCAAUUAAAAUCUAUGAAAAAUUGUACGAAAUCUUCCUUAAAAGGUAGUGAUAGUAAAAGAGUAGCGGAGAAGUUUAAAGGAUUUUUUAAGACAAUUAGCGGAGGCACAAAUUCAAAUUCGAAUCCACUGAAAUCAGGAACUGAUUUAAAGACAAACAGCAAUGUAUUUACUGGAGCAAUGUGUUUAUCGUCGUCAAAGUCAAGCAACAAUUUUCCAAGUGCGUCGACAACGUCAUCGUUAAGAGGAACGACACAGCAUCUGCAUCAUCAUCAUCAUCAUCAGCAGCAGCAGCAUAUAGGAACUUCACACGAUAAAAUGACUGAAAUACUAAAAUCCAAUGAUGCAAGUAGUACAAAUAAAAUGCAAACAUCUAAUUGUAUUAACAGUAAAGAAGUUGAAGAAAAAUCAAUAUCGGGAACCUCAUCAAUUCAAUCAUCGUCAUCCACAACACACAUAGACUACAGUUCUCUUUGACAUAAAGUUUAAACAGCAAACAUUAUAAAUAAUAUAAUUAAUUAAUGCAACACACACACACACACACACACAACUAUAGAAAUAGUAAAAAUGAAUAAAAAUUUAAAUGAAUUAUUAAAAUAAUUAUAAUAAAUAAAAAAAAUAUAAAUAAUAACUAUUAGUAAGAAUAAUAAAUAAAAUAAUAACUUAUAUUAAUUAUUAAAGCGCGUCCAAUUAAAGUUAUUUAAAAAAUUGAAUCUACAUUUAAUUUUCUUUUCUUUCUGGCAUAGUUCAAAAUGAAAUUUUUGAUGAAAUAACGGAAAGAAAGAAGGUGUAAAAUUAUAGUAGUAUAAUCUUCACAAUGUCAAAAUGCGAUUUAUAUAGUCAGUAAAUAAAAGAAAAAUGAAAAUUGUGAAAAAAAUUAUGAAAGAAAAAAUUUAUAUGAAGAUAAUUAUUAGUUUAAAAAAAAUUCUUUUCAUUGCACAUUCAUCUGGGAAGAAGAAAAAUAGGAAAUUGAGUCUCAAAGACAUUGCUUUUUAUUAACUUUCAUUUCAACUGUCAUAAACUUUCUUGUUGACUUUUAUUAUUUUUUUUUGGUGCAAUCUUUUAUUUUUUAAGUUUAAAUGUAGGCAAAUUUUACGUAAAUUGAUUCGACUAGCAAACGUGGAGAUUUUGUGAAUUAUGUGCAAUUUGCAUGAUUUUGUUUUUUGUUUUUGCAAACAUUCUAGAACAAUUUUAUGUAGUAAACGAAUUGUUUGAACUUGAUUGCAUGCAUUAUUUUUUUGUAGUUCUAGUAAAUCUUCCAAAAAUUUAUCGCAGGUUCUCAAUACUAGCUACAAUUCUUCAAAAUCUUAAAUUUUUAAAUUUCAAAUACCAUAAAAUUCAAAGCCUUAUUUAUAAACGAAAAUUUCACAAUUGUUCACACCUUAAUUUUUCUGAAAAAUGUAAACUUUUAUGUCAACAUUCUUAUCAGAGUUGUUGCCAAGGUCGUAUUUACUAACCUUAAUUUCUAAAGUGGCCAUGAAAAAGAAAAUAUUUUUUGCAAAUAAUCACAUAUGAACAAAUCUCUUUUACGUGAAUCAACAGAAGGUGCUUAAGUUGGAUUUUUUAUUAUUAUAAAGUAAUGCACAUCUUGAUUUAGAUAAAAAGUUAUACAGAUUGAGCAGAAAAUAUUUUGCUUAGACACUGAGAUUUUAUGGAAAAUUAAAAAAACCUAGGAAUUAUUAUGUAUUAUCCUAGCUUAUUGAAAGAGCCAUCAAACAAGGUAUUGGCAAGUUUAGACUAAUUUGUUUCAUUCAAGCCAAAAAAAUCCUUAAAUCGCCUUUUUUUUACAAACCAAAUAAUCAAGACGAGAGAGCACUGAAUAAUAAAACAACAUUGAUUCGCAUUUUUCUGCUCCAUAAGAAUCUCAAAAAAAACAUCAAUACUCCAAAAAAUAAAAUAAUCUUCAAAUAAAAAAAAUAUAAUUAAAUUUCCUAAACAAUAAAAUUUUCAAAAAAUUUAAAAAAUGACAGUUGAAAUCCUCAAUGUAUCCCAAUUUACUAAAUGUUACUCAUUCUCUACAAUAAACAAAAAAAAAUAAUAACAAUAACACAAAACGAAUUCUUAUCGGACUGAUUUAGUCAGCUACAUACGCACAAGACACAAAAGGCAUUAUAUCUUGCCGACUGAUUAAUUUGAUAAGCUUUUGGCACAAAAAUACAACAAAAACUUUAUCUCAAAGAAGAAAAAAAAAACAAAAAAAAGAAAAAGAAAAGAAAAAAAACUUAAAAAAUUUAUUUAUUAUUAAACAACUCAGUCAGGUUUAAAUUUAAAUUCCUUGCAACAUUUUUAUUAUUUCUCAUGAAUUAUUUUGUCUUGAGUUGAGCUACAGUUGAAAUGAUGUUGGAUUGUUGCAUAAUGUUAAAAUGACAUUUUAAUUAAAAUUAGAAGAAAAUUAAUUGUUUACAAUUUUUUUUAUUAUAUAUUUUCAUUUUCGCAUGAAAACAACAAAAAAAAUUGUUUUUUGUUUCCCGUAAGAUAGAAGAAGUGACAAAUUAUUAAAUCCAAAACUUGAUGUUUUUUUUUAAGAACUAGGAAGAAAUGAUGACAAGAAAUGAGGAAGAAGGAAUGAAAACAAAAAACAGUUUGUAGAAUAAAAAUUUUAGGUGAUGAUAAAUAGCUAUCUAAAAUAUAAGUUCUAUAGGUAUUUAGCAAAAUAAUAAAAGAAUUAAAUAGAAUAAAAACAUGCAUUGAUUUCUUGUUAGCUUCAAUAUCCGUAUGCAAUACAAAAAAAAAAUGAAAUGAAAUAAAAUGAAUAUAAUGCAAUGAAUCGCAAAAAAAAUGAGAAUCAACUUUACUUACUAACAUAAAAUGUUUUGUAAUAAAAUAAAAAAUGAAAAUAUUAAAGAGAAAGAAAAAUAAAAACAAUAAAUUCCAAAAUUUU